Messenger RNA from Rotaria sp. Silwood2, 357 nucleotides. Lineage: Eukaryota; Metazoa; Rotifera; Eurotatoria; Philodinida; Philodinidae. The record is from the annotation of a GenBank genome assembly.
AUGAACACCAAUCAAACCACAAAUGAAAUUAAAGAAGAGCUCCAACGUGAAGCCGAAAAAGAUAUAAAUAUUAAAAUUUAUUAUGAAAUUCAUACAACGGUUAAUUUUUUGGAAACCACAAUAACAAAUGAUCAUGAUCAAUUAAAAACAUCCCUUUAUCAUAAGCCAACUGCUGAACCUUAUAUAUUGCCAUAUACAUCCGACCAUCCACGACACAUUUAUCAUAAUAUACCAUAUGCUGCCUUGUUAUGUGCUGCUCGUAUUUGUUCUGAUGCACAUGACUUCAACAGAGAAUGUAUUCGUAUUGAUAUCUCAUUGUUACUAAAUAAUUAUCCGUCAAAUUUUAUCGCAAAAUAA